UUCAGCUUGUUUGAUAAGAAAAAUAAUAAAAAAAAUUCCAUCUCUAGAUGUACAAAACCAGUGGAGACAUCCCCCAAAAAGACUGGCAACUAUAAUGAACACAGAAUUUUUCAAGAUGGCGGCACAACCUCCUCUGAUGUCGACACCAAAGAAGGGAAAAUAUUCAUCCCUCUUCCAGGAGAUCGCUCUUCUGCCGUACAGACUAUUUGGACAUUGCGCACGAGAUAACAUAGACUCUCCCAAGAUGCGCUCCCCAAUUCCAUCCAGUGAUAAUAUGAGUCCCUGCCGGCACAGCCUACGGCUGCUUUCCAAUGGUUACUACGUAUGUGAUGAAGACAGUUUCUGCUGGGAUGAUCUGGGCAACGUAUCCUUCAGCCCUACACAAUGUACAGUGUCUUACAAGGAGAACAUGGUAAGAAUUUUUAGGAAGAGACGAAGAACCCUGGUACAAAGACGUCUUGAUCUUACAUCUCAUGGUCACCCUGAAGACAAGCGACCCCUGCAUUAUGAAGCCAUAAAUGACAUUGACCCUCUUGUUGUUGAGGAAAUCUGCCAUUCCACCUCCGGUCUUUGUGAUUCUGGGAACCCUGACCUAUAUGCUCCGACCCUCCUUGAUUUAGCCGAGUCAGAUGCAGACUACAUAUCAUCUGGAUAUGCGCAACUCAUGGAAGAAAAAAGCCUGAUGACUUUACCUCAUCCCAGUAAUUCUACCAAGAUGCCAGAACCUGAGAACUCUGGAACCCCCAAAAUUGGGAAUAAUGGAAAUGCAGAUUUGAUGGAGCUUAUAGGACGUUUUACCUGCGUGGAAGAGAAAGACAAAGGGGAUCACCAGCCUGGCCGCGUUGCCUGUGGUGGAUACAUGCUGGUGAACAAUGAUACAAACACUUGCCAAUUGUCCUAUGAUAUUAACAGCUUGGGACCGACAGAGAGGAGGCACGUGAAGAAGCAUCCUUCAGAUUCCAGAACUACAGACAUAACACCGUCUAUAGGAAGCGUCAGUGUGGGUGGCACCAGACAGAGGAGGAUAUUAUUCCUCGGCCUCAUCUUUAUUCCUCUAUUGUUACUCUGCCUGGUGUUUUGGUGGCUCAGGUCACCAGACCACAAAAGCAUCGAGAUUAGGAGCGAGACUGAAACCCAUAACCGGACCUAGACCACGUGCUGGACUCCACCAGGCUUCUAAGCCGAUUAUCCAAGCAGCUUCCUUACAAUACAAUUAUAACACCGCUGGCUUUGAAUAUAUUUUGCGCCUGUGACGGUCAGCGGUGAUGCCAAUACUUAUACUAAGUACAGGAGAUAGACAGGCAGCAGUGCAAUGACAACCCCUCGGGUGCACAUUUAGGUACUUGUACUAUAUAUAAUGUUAGAAACCAAACUCUAUCUGCUUGUCUCAUGUCCUAUGAGGGUCUUCUGAGUCCGUGGAGCAAGGUCCGGAUCACCCUCAGUACUGAACAUGAGAGGCUGUAGGCCUCCAUAGAGAUGAAUGGACUUAAAGGGGUACUCCAGUGGAAAACA
Messenger RNA from Hyla sarda, 1512 nucleotides. It is a transcript of the gene TMEM71, whose product is annotated as transmembrane protein 71. Lineage: Eukaryota; Metazoa; Chordata; Amphibia; Anura; Hylidae. The coding region runs from base 95 to 1150 and encodes 351 amino acids. The record is from RefSeq and is a predicted model, not a curated record. The transcript is spliced from 11 exons.